CUCUGACUCCUCUCUUUCCUCUCCUCUCUUUCUCUCAACUUUCCCCUCUCUCAUAACUUUUUUCCAUUCUUUUUCAUACAAUGCUUCGCGCGACCCGGUUCCUCAAGAAGGGUGCUGGUGCCAUCACCCGGAUAUCUGCCACCAGCAAGCACGUGCUGCGCUCCAGCGCAACGCAGCAGCGCCCGUACCACCAGGCGGGCCCCGAUACGUCAGAGAAGGAGACCAUCGUCAAGCUGCUGUACAACAUUGGCUCGAAGAAGGAGGUCGAGCAGUACCUGCGUCACUUUUCGUCGGUCGAGUCGCAGAAGUUUGCAGUGAUCAAGGUGGGCGGGGCCGUGAUCUCCGACGACCUGGCAACCCUGGCCUCGGCGCUGACGUUCCUGAACCGUGUGGGCCUGUACCCGAUUGUGGUGCAUGGCGCCGGCCCGCAGCUCAACACGCGCCUGGCGGCUGCCAAUAUCGAGGCGCGGUACGAGGACGGCAUCCGGAUCACCGACGGGCCGACCCUGGCUAUUGCGCGCGAGGUGUUUGCCAGCGAGAACCGCAAACUGGUGGAAGCCCUGGAGCGCCUGGGCACGCGCGCGCGGCCGAUCACCGGCGGCGUGUUCGUCGCCGACUAUCUCGAUAAGGACAAGUACGAUCGCGUCGGCAAGAUCGUCAAGGUCAACCGCGAGGUUGUCGAGAGCUCGAUCCGCGCCGGCUGCCUGCCCAUCCUGACCUCGCUUGCCGAGACCCCCGAAGGCCAGAUCCUCAACGUCAACGCCGACAUUGCUGCUGGUGAGCUGGCGCGUGUGCUGGAGCCGCUCAAGAUUGUGUAUCUGAACGAGAAGAACGGGCUCUACAACGGCACCACCGGCAAGAAGAUCGAGACCAUCCACCUGGACGAGGAAUACCAGGAUCUGCUCAAGGAGCCGUGGGUCAAGUAUGGCACCAAGCUGAAGCUCAAGGAGAUCAAGGAGCUGCUCGACACCCUGCCGCGCAGCUCGUCGGUUGCCAUCAUCUCGGCCGAGCACCUGCACAAGGAGCUGUUCACGCACUCGGGCGCCGGUACCCUGAUCAUGCGCGGCCACCGCCUGUUCUGUGAGCAGGACCUGGCCAAGGUCGACUCGGACCGUCUGCGUGCCCUGUUCAAGGAGCACGAUCCGGCCAUUGCCUCGGGCGAAACCACCGCUGCAUCGUACUGGCAGGAGCUGGCCCAAACCAAGAAGAGCGGCGGCCAGUACUGGGUCUACGGCGACGAGCCGUACCAGGUAGCUGCUGUUGUCGUGCGCAAGCCAGGCCAGACCGUUGGCGUUCUGGACAAGUUCAUUGCGACAAAAUCUGCACUGAUCACACGUGAUCACUCCAAGCUGGUGUGGCGCGUGCCGCGCGGCGACGACAACCUGUCGUGGCACUUUGAGCGCGCCGACGGCAGCUGGGCCAUUGGCGACGAGAUUGUCUUCUGGUACGGCAUCAAGGACUGGAGCGAGGUCUCCAGCAUCCUGGGCACCGCUGGCCCCACUGCUGCUGCUGGCGCUGCCCCACAGGCCAAGGCUCCUGCGGGCACCCGCACCUACUCGACCAUGGCUCGCCGCAUGGCUGUGCGCAAUGCCGCGCCCAGCUCGCGUCGCUCCUACUCAACUGCCUCCCCCGGCUCGCCUCUGCGCGUUGGUCUGAUCGGCGCCCGCGGCUAUACCGGCCGCGAACUGAUCAGGCUCAUUGACAGCCACCCCCGCUACGAGCUGGCCUAUGUCUCGUCGCGCGAGCUGGCCGGCAAGCCCGUGCCGAACUACACAAAGUCGCAGCUCGACCACGUCAACCUGAGCGCCCAGCAGGUCGGCGACAUUGCCAAGAACGGCCGCAGCGACGUCGACGUGUGGGUGCUUGCGCUGCCGAACGGCGUUGCGUCGCCCUUUGUUGCUGCCAUUGACGAGGCCACUGCAUCACUGCGCGCUGAUCAGCAGCCGGUCAUUGUUGAUCUGUCUGCCGACUACCGCUUUGACUCAUCCAAGCGCUGGGCCUACGGCCUGCCUGAGCUGCACCGCGAGAAGCUUGUUGGCUCGACCACGGGGCGCAUUGCCAACCCGGGCUGCUACGCGACCGGCUCGCAGCUCGGCAUCGCCCCGCUGCUGCCAUAUCUGGAUCCGACCCGGCUCCCCUCGGUGUUCGGCGUCUCGGGCUACUCUGGCGCUGGCACCAAGCCGUCGCCCAAGAACGACCCUGCGUUCCUGAAGGACAACCUGAUCCCCUACUCCCCCGUCAACCACAUCCACGAGCGCGAGAUCGGCUACUCGCUGACCCGUGCCGCCAAGCCCGAGUAUCCGUUCAACGCCGCAAACCCGCUGAAGGUGCAGUUCACACCGCAUGUCGCAUCCUUCUUCCAGGGCAUCGGCCUGACUCUGCACGUGCCCCUGCGCCUGUCCAUCACCGCCAAGGACGUCCACGAGCUCUUCAAGGAGUUCUAUCGCGGCGAGCGCCUGGUCCAUGUCACCGAGACCGCCCCGCUGGUCCGCGACAACGCCGAGAAGCACUACGCCGUUGUCGGUGGCUUUGCGGUGCCGCCCCAGAGCGACGGUGCUGCAGGUUCCGUGAGCCUUGCCGAGCGCCGCGUGGUCGUCAACGUCACCCUCGACAAUCUGCUCAAGGGUGCCGCCACCCAGGCCAUCCAGAACAUGAACAUUGCGCUGGGGCUCGACGAGUACGCUGGAAUUCCACUGCAGGAGGAGCCGGCGAUCUCCCUUGCCUAG
This is a messenger RNA of Linderina pennispora, 2726 nucleotides long. RefSeq names its product putative ARG6-n-acetyl-gamma-glutamyl-phosphate reductase. Bases 81 to 2726 code for a protein of 881 amino acids. Gene Ontology annotation, cellular component: mitochondrial matrix; cytoplasm; mitochondrion. The transcript is spliced from 2 exons. Lineage: Eukaryota; Fungi; Kickxellomycota; Kickxellomycetes; Kickxellales; Kickxellaceae. Gene Ontology annotation, biological process: L-arginine biosynthetic process. The record is from RefSeq and is a predicted model, not a curated record. Gene Ontology annotation, molecular function: arginine binding; NADP+ binding; NAD binding.